AUGGAGUCCAAGAUGAAAGCCGUGCACUAUGAGGGCCCCUAUAAGGUCUCGGUCAAGGAGAUCGAACGGCCCAAGAUCCAGCAUCCUGAUGACUGCAUUAUCAGAGUAACAACUGCCGCUAUCUGUGGCUCCGACUUGCAUAUGUACCAAGGCCGCACCGCCGCCCAGAACGGACUCGUCUUCGGUCACGAGAACAUGGGAAUAGUAACCGAAGUUGGCCCUGGCGUGACUCUGCUCAAGGAAGGCGACCGCGUUGUUCUUCCCUUUAAUGUUGCGGAUGGCCGCUGCCGCAACUGCGAAGAAGGGCGCACUGCUUUCUGCACCGGCGUCAACCCCGGUUUCGCCGGGGGCGCCUACGGCUAUGUGGCCAUGGGGCCAUACCAGGGCGGCCAAGCACAGUACUUGCGGGUGCCUUACGCAGAUUUCAAUGCGCUGACGCUGCCGCCUGGGAUAGAACACGAGCAGGAUUUUGCGCUGCUGGCGGACAUCUUUCCGACCGGAUGGCAUGGACUUGUGCUCGCGGGUUUCCAGGCAGGAGAGAGUGUUGCUGUCUUUGGAGCAGGACCUGUGGGAUUGAUGGCGGCAUACAGCGGCAUCAUUAGGGGAGCCAGUAGGGUGUUUGUCGUCGAUCAAGUCGCAGAACGGUUGGAGGCAGCGAAAAAGAUCGGCUGCACGCCAAUCAACUUCCGGGAUGGAGAUCCGGUCGAGCAGAUCAUCGAGGCAAACGGCGGUAUGGUGGACCGCGCCGUAGACGCUGUUGGAUACCAGGCUGUUGAUGCGAGCGGAAGCAAGGAGAAGCCGAACAUCGUGCUCGACCAGCUCAUCGAGGUCACGAGGCCGACAGGCGGUCUAGGGAUUCCAGGGCUUUACGUCCCGAGUGACCCUGGCGCACCGGAUGCGCAGAGCGGUAAGGGGCAAAUUUUGAUAUCGUUCGGGAAACUGUUUGAAAAGGGUCUUUCUCUCGGAACCGGGCAGUGUAACGUCAAGACAUACAACCGCUACUUGCGAGAUCUCAUCAUUUCCGGCAGGGCGAAGCCCUCCUUUGUCGUGUCUCAUGAGGUCACGCUCGAAGAGGCGGAAGACGCGUACGACAAGUUUGACAAGCGGAUAGAUGGGUAUACGAAGGUUUUGAUACAUCCAAAUGGACCUUUGUGA
Molecule: messenger RNA, 1155 nt
Organism: Anthostomella pinea
Lineage: Eukaryota; Fungi; Ascomycota; Sordariomycetes; Xylariales; Xylariaceae
Source: the annotation of a GenBank genome assembly